Messenger RNA from Musca vetustissima, 1069 nucleotides. RefSeq names its product probable cytochrome P450 12c1, mitochondrial. Gene Ontology annotation, molecular function: monooxygenase activity; oxidoreductase activity, acting on paired donors, with incorporation or reduction of molecular oxygen; heme binding. NCBI's taxonomy places the organism in Eukaryota, Metazoa, Arthropoda, Insecta, Diptera, Muscidae. The annotation marks the transcript as partial. The record is from RefSeq and is a predicted model, not a curated record. The transcript is spliced from 2 exons.
ACGGUGUUGUACAUAAAUCCAACACAAAAAGUGAAUAAUGAUUUUAUUGAGAGAAUUCGUGAAAUACGCAAUCCAUCCUCUCUAGAAGUUCCCGAAGAUUUCCUAUCCGAAAUAAAACGUUUGGCUUUUGAAUCGGUGGCUGUUAUUGCUUUGGAUAAAGAUUUGGGUUUGGUACGCAAUAAGAAUGCCGUCCCUGAGGCUCAGGAACUUUUCAAUCAUUUACAACAUUUCACCAAGGCUUUCUACGAUUUGGGUAUAAAACCCUCCAUAUAUCGAUAUAUUAAAACCCCAUCCUAUCGUCGUUUUGAAAAUGCCAUGGACAGCAUAACCCAAAUAUGUAGUAAAUUUGUCGAUGAAACUUUGCAACGUAUUGAGGCUCGUGGUGGCGACCACCAAGAGGGUAGAAGUGUUUUGGAAAAGCUGAUAAAAAUUGAUCGCCGCAUUGCCAUUAUUAUGGCCAUCGAUAUGUUAAUUGCUGGGGUGGAUACAACAUCAUCCGUUAUGGCAGCUGUCCUAUUGUGUAUGGCCAAAAAUCCUGAAAAGCAAGAAAAAUUGAGGCAGGAGAUUUUAACAAAUAUUGGUCGCACGGAAAAAUUCACAAUGGAAAAUAUGAAAAAUCUGCCCUACUUGAAGGCCUGCAUAAAGGAGUCAUUGCGUACAUAUCCUUUGGUAGCUGGUAAUAUGCGAACAACGGGUCAGGAUUUGUGUUUGAGUGGUUAUCAGGUGCCCAAGGGGACAAAUGUAUUUUUAACAUCAAAUCUAUUGCUACAGGAGGAUAGAUAUUUCCCGAAUGCCGAGAAAUUUAUGCCAGAACGAUGGUUGCGAUCAAGUAAUCAGGAUGAUAUAUCGGCUAAGAAUACAAAUCCAUUUAUAUUUUUACCCUUCGGUUUUGGUCCUCGCUCUUGUGUGGGAAAGCGAAUUGUCGAUCUGCAAUUGGAAAUUACUUUGGCCAAUAUUGUAAGGAAUUUUAAAAUGGAAUAUCAAUAUUCGACGGAGAAUGCAUUUAAGAAUUAUUUUAUGAACACAUGUGUUAUACCAUUGAAAUUUAAAUUUACCGAUUUGAAAUAGG